Suillus subaureus is the source of this 1809-nucleotide messenger RNA. RefSeq lists its product as uncharacterized. Lineage: Eukaryota; Fungi; Basidiomycota; Agaricomycetes; Boletales; Suillaceae. The record is from RefSeq and is a predicted model, not a curated record. The transcript is spliced from 5 exons. Bases 1 to 1809 code for a protein of 602 amino acids.
AUGUACUCUGGUGCGGGCGAUCCACAAUACAACUUCAUCGAUGCGCAAGCGGGUCCAGGCUACCGUGAUUCUGACCAUCAGCCGCAGCAGCCGGCGCCAUUAGCAUCCUUUUCCGGGCCUGGUAUUCCUGUUGCCGUUCAACACCCCAACUUGAGCUUGGUCACGGAUUUGGAUGCGGACCAUGCGGCGGAUUAUCGUUAUCACUACCUCCACGACCAGUCUGAGCAGGAGCCGGUAACGGAGUCCUUCUCCACCCCAAAUCAUAAUCCAUUCUUGCUUGAUGCACAGGCAAGCGGUCGUCAUGAUCUUUUCCCCACUAGCUCUGGCAACCAGCUGCCAGCAUCACUCAACGACCCAUCUGUACACAGUGGCUACCGGUACCCCCCCGGAGAUCCUAGUUCUAGUGAAGGGCUAUUAGCAUCGUCUCCGGUUGAUACACUUCCUUACCCCAACAUCCUCGAUGCCCACGCAAGCUAUCGUGAUAGCUACGCUACCGUGACGGACACUGGCAAUGACUCAUCGAUGAUAUUUUCUAAUGCUCCGUCCCUUCAACUCACCCCCAUCGAUCCACACGCGGGCACCAUGUUUCCAGACCCCAACAUCGGUGCCCGCAUGAGCUAUUAUGACAACUACUCCGCUGGUGAAAACCCCCCAGCCGUUCGAGUCGAGUCGGCUCCAGGUACGAUGUCUUACGGGGCCUCUACAUUAUCGCGCUAUCACGCAUCCAUUGCUUCAUACUUUCCUGACUUCUAUGCGCCUCUUCAAUCCGCUGAUGGCGUUUCUAUGAUGCCUGACUCGGAGGAUGUGAUGCCGCUUCAUGCUGGCCAGCCCUUACCUUUGGAUGAGCCUUUGUGCUUUGAUGCACCACGUCUCGGGAAUCCGUUGCCUGCUGGAGAGGCUUCUAGAAGCCAACCCUCAAGAAAACGUCGUCAAGGUGACCUUUUUAUCCCAUUUGAUCCACGUCAAAAAAAGAUAAGGGGUUGGGCGGCUGCUAAGGAUGUUUCAAAUGUUGCAUCAUCUACCUCGUCCUCCCGGCCCCUCGUUGCUGGUGGCCCUGGCGUAGGACCUGCGCAAUAUGACGAGAGCCAUCCGAUUCACAAGGAGAUCGUUGAAAUGGCGCUGGGCAUUGUUAUUUGUUCUGUAGUCAAUGUCAGCCCCUUCUUAUCCGAGGACGAGCGGAAGCAGGAAGUUCAUUCAGCGCUAACCAUGGCAACACGUUGCUUUGCGGAUGUAGAUACCGCGGACCGAUGGACCUCUGAUAAUGAAUCGACGCUCUAUAAAAUUCUCUCGGCGCCAUCAGCAAACGUUAUGGCUAUUGCUAGAAAACAUGCCCAUCACUUAGUUCCACAUGGCUAUGGGCUACGUCUUCCACUUUCGUCCAAUGAAUCCGAACCCACGCACCAGGCACAAAGAGCUAAAACUCUUCUAAAGCCUUCGCGCCUCCCCAAAUAUCUUUUCAAGGCGGGCGGGUUGAUUCCUUUCGAAAAUGAGGUGAUUCAGGACAUCGUUCAGAACACCAUUGUAGAACUUGGCUACCAGCCAUACGUCACUCAGCUGAAUGGUAUGUAUUGUACAGCUGCCGUCGCCGUGCAUUGCGUCCUGCUAGGGCUAAAGUAUGGUGGGAACGACGAUAACGAAUUUUCGGCUAAAGAAUUCAAACCCGUGCACACCACGCUGAUGGACUAUAUAAAAACGCAUAUUACACCCCACAAACAACGAUCGGAGUGGUGGGAGAAUCACAAAUCACUUACACUCCGUAGAUUGACGGACAUAUACGCAUUCCAGUCGAAACUUAAAGCCGGCAAAUGA